Molecule: messenger RNA, 2236 nt
Organism: Corticium candelabrum
Lineage: Eukaryota; Metazoa; Porifera; Homoscleromorpha; Homosclerophorida; Plakinidae
Product: long-chain-fatty-acid--CoA ligase 1-like
Exons: 24
Coding region: 42-2030 (662 amino acids)
Biological process (GO): long-chain fatty acid metabolic process
Cellular component (GO): membrane; endoplasmic reticulum
Molecular function (GO): long-chain fatty acid-CoA ligase activity
Source: RefSeq, a predicted model, not a curated record
UGCCUCGGACAGCCCUUAGUCUUCUUGCCUGCCGAAAACGAAUGGCUCUGUCUUGGUUGUGGUCGUCGCCUCAACCGACGUUUUGCGUGCCUGCAGACAUGAUGCAGCGACAGUCACGAGAACUGCCCGGAGGCGAACGCAUCCAUAUCAGCAGCCUGUGCGAGUCCGACGAGUUGGUCUCGAGCGUCGAAGGCGCCUCGUCAUUGUACGCCAUCUUCCAACGAGGGCUCAGGCUGGCGGGUGAUGGUAACUGUUUGGGUUGGAUUCCGUCUCCGAAUGAAGAUUUUCAUUGGCUGUCAUACAAACGGGUGAACGAGAGGGCCACUCAGUUUGGAUCUGGCCUCAUCAAGAAAUUCGGAUGUACGACCGACAGCAAGUCGUUCAUUGGCAUCUUCAUGCAGAAUAAGCCAGAGUGGGUGAUCACAGAACAGGCGGUCAAUGCCUACAGCAUGGUUCUUGUUCCUCUUUAUGACACCCUUGGUCCCAGUGCAGUCUCAUACAUUAUUAAUCAGGCUGAGAUAUCAUUGAUAGUGUGUGACAGUAAUAAAGUAGACAUCUUGAUCGAACAGAAACAGAAUUGCUCGAACUUGAAGGUCAUCAUUAAAGUUGGAGAUGUUACAAUCGAAGACACAGAGAAGGCAGAGUCAGCUGGUGUAGAGAUAGUUUCAUUUCUGGAUGUAGAGACUGCUGGAGUGGAGGAUCAACAUGAUCAUGUUCCUCCUAAACCUUCAUCUUUGGCAACAGUUUGCUACACAAGUGGGACAACAGGUGAUCCUAAGGGUGUCAUGUUGACUCACCAGAACUUUGCUGCUGUUAUAGGUGCUAGUUUGCAGAAUACACAAGCUAUGUCAAUAGAGUUUACUCCAACUGAUGUCCACUUUUCGUACUUGCCGCUUGCACAUUCGUUUGAACGAAUUAUUCAGGCUAUGUUCCUAUCAAAUGGAGGGCAAAUUGGCUUCUUCCAAGGUGACAGGCUGCUGAUUCUUGAUGACUUGAAGAAACUUAGGCCAACAUUCUUUCCUGCCGUUCCUCGUAUCCUGAAUCGUGUGUAUGACAAAGUGAUGGCUGGUGUGUCUGCAAGCGUGGUCAAGAAACAUUUGUUUAAUUUUGCCAUGUGGUUGAAAAAGAAGGAAUUGGAAAGAGGAAUUAUUACAAACAACUCGUGGGCGGAUAUUCUCGUUUUUCGCAAAAUCCAGGAUAGGUUUGGUGGUCGGCUCCGUUGUGUUAUCACAGGCUCGGCUCCCGUCUCAGAUACGGUGUUGAGAUUCUUUCGUAGUGCAUUAGGUUGCCCGGUCCUAGAGGGAUACGGACAGACAGAGAACUGUGCCGGUGCUUGUGUUACGUUGCCAUGUGACCCAGAGCCUGGAAAUGUUGGGCCUCCUCUCACUUGCAACUACAUCAAACUAGUAGAUGUUCCCGAUUUGGAAUACUUUUCUGCAAACGACCAGGGAGAGGUGUGUUUAAAAGGUCCCAAUGUUUUCAUUGGUUAUCUCCACAAUGAGGAGAAGACUCGAGAUGCACUAGACAAAGACAACUGGUUGCAUACUGGAGAUGUUGGUGAAUGGCUGCCGAAUGGAACACUCAAGAUCAUUGAUCGGGCUAAGCACAUUUUCAAAUUGUCUCAGGGUGAGUACGUAGCUCCUGAGAAAGUAGAGCAAGUCUACUCGCUUUCACCACUCGUAGCCCAAGUAUUUGUAUAUGGAGACAGUCUGAAGGAUUUUCCUGUUGGAGUUGUUGUACCUGAUGAGCCAGCCUUUCUUUCGUGGGCUGAGCAGAGGGGCUGGAAGGGAUCAAUGGAUGAACUUUGUGAGAAUGAGGAUUUGAACAAGGAGUUUUUGAAGGCCUUAGUAAGUGUCGGAAAGGAAAUGGAGCUGCGAGGAUUUGAGCAGAUGAAGGCUGUGCACCUUCAUCAUGACCUGUUCUCGAUUGAAAAUGAUCUGAUAACGCCGACUCUUAAGAACAAGAGACCUCAGCUGAAGAAACGAUUUUCUGAGGAACUGGAUGCCAUGUAUGCCAAGUUAGCAUCUUGAAGUUCGAAUAGACAAGAUUUAUAUGCUCCUUUUUGUUGAUUGUCUAACGUUACGCUCAGAUUGCACAUGGUACCAAUAGUCGUUGACCUUAAUUAGUGUAAGUUGGUGUUUGCUGUUUCUUGUACUUGAACUAGUUGAUUAAGCCAGUAUAACUUUGUUUUGUUUUCGUGUGAGAAGACUGUAGACCAAGGCAUGUCUAGUUAAUG